Molecule: messenger RNA, 1618 nt
Organism: Chlamydomonas reinhardtii
Lineage: Eukaryota; Viridiplantae; Chlorophyta; Chlorophyceae; Chlamydomonadales; Chlamydomonadaceae
Exons: 10
Coding region: 96-953 (285 amino acids)
Biological process (GO): primary metabolic process; negative regulation of translational elongation
Cellular component (GO): cytosolic small ribosomal subunit
Molecular function (GO): ribosomal small subunit binding
Source: RefSeq, a predicted model, not a curated record
GUUACUUACAAACCAAGCAAUCUAUCAACAGCUAUCUUAACGUUCAACGUUUGAGCAGAGUGAUCGAGCGUGUCCCCGGCCACCAAACUUCCGAAAUGGCCCUGACUCUUCACCAGCAGCGUAUGGCUCAGAUCGCCUGCCGCCAGCAGGCCUCUGGCCGCGUCUCCGUCCGGCCCGUGCUGCAGCUGGCCUCUACACGCGUGCCUGUGCCUUACGGGCCGAACAUGGCUGUCGUGGCCACGAGGCCCGCCCGCUCCGGGCUCGUGGUCCGCGCGCAGUCUGCCAAGGCUGCGGCGGGCACUGUCCGCAUCAUCAUCCAGGGCCGCAAGCUGCCAGUGACUGAUGCCAUCAAGCUGUACGUGGAGGAGAAGGUUGCUAAGGCCGUUGCCAACUUCUCGCACACGCUCAAGGAGGUGGACGUCACGCUGUCCGCUCGCGGCGGCGACACCGGCACCCACGGCAAGAAGGAGCAGAAGGUAGAGGUGACCAUUUACACGUUGCGCAACGGCGUGGUGCGCGUGGAGGAUGCGGAGAACAACCUGUACGCUGCCAUCGAUCUGGUUUGCGACAAGAUCCGCGCCAAGCUCCAGAAGAUCAAGGAGAAGGCCAUCAGCCGCGGCGCCUGGCCCGGCCGCGCCGGCCCCAAGGAGGACGUGGAUGAGGAGGACUUCCAGGAGUACCUCAAGGAGGUCAAGAUGGACACUCAGCUGUUUGACAAGGAGGAGCAGCUGCAGCGCCAGUUCGCCGAGCUGAACCGCAUCUACCCCGCCAACGUCAUGCGCUCCAAGACCGUGGUGCUCGACCCCAUCACCGUGGAGGAGGCCAUUGACGCGCUGGAGGCUGUGGGGCACUCGUUCUACGUGUUCCGCGAGAUGACCACCGACACCGUGCAGAUCGUGUACAAGCGCGAGUCUGGCGGCUACGGUGUCAUCGUUCCCCAGAUGCGCGACUAAGCGGGCGGCAGUGCCAGCCUGGCGUUGUCUGAGCGUUGUGUGCUGUGGUGUGUGAGCGCAAGCUGGUGCGGCCAUGCGGUGCAUGUGCGGGCGUGAUGCCCGCGCCGUCCCGUGUGGCCUUAGCCGCCUUCGUGCUCAGUAGUAGGGCCGAUCACGUGAGUGUCACUGCGGCGGGUACAGUGUUAGGUGGCGGCGGGGCACUGCCCUUGCAGCUUGAUAAGAACUGGAAACUGCUCCGCAAAUCAUGUUUAUCGUUGUUGGGGCCCCGCGUGCUCCCUCACCAUGCCAGUGUUGGCCGUGCGGUUGUGCGUGGGGCCCUGUGCACGCGGCGCGGCACGCUGAUGCCCGCACGUGCAACUUUGACGUUCACCGGGAAGGGCGCCGCAGCCAGGCCGGAUUGCAUGCGGACGUAAUUGGCCGCUUGCAUUCCAGACAUAGGCAGGCUGCGGUUCCUGUUUGCCACGUUUUGACCCUGUUGGAUUUCACGCGUUGUGUGAUAUGUACAAUUGUCGGAGUUCGCAUGCGCGUGCCUUGUAUUUAUUGCGCCAUGCGAAUCAGAAACGGCAGGGGCGUCAGCCCUGAUUGGAUCCUGCUGGUGCAUGGGCAUGGUGUCUUCGAUUGAUGAAGCCCCACGUGUCCUGCGUCUUGUGUAAAGUAAAACCCCC